This is a messenger RNA of Closterium sp. Naga37s-1, 882 nucleotides long. NCBI's taxonomy places the organism in Eukaryota, Viridiplantae, Streptophyta, Zygnematophyceae, Desmidiales, Closteriaceae. The record is from the annotation of a GenBank genome assembly.
AUGCCUUCUCAUAAAACUUCAUAUCGUAACAUCCCUCUUUCCAUCACCCCGCCCCAUUCUCCCGCUUUCCAUCACCCCGCCCCAUUCUCCCGCUUUCCAUCACCCCGCCCCAUUCUCCCGCUUUCCAUCACCCCGCCCCAUUCUCCCGCUUUCCAUCACCCCGCCCCAUUCUCCCUCUUUCCAUCACCCCGCCCCAUUCUCCCUCUUUCCAUCACCCCGCCCCAUUCUCCCGCUUUCCAUCACCCCGUCCCAUUCUCCCUCUUUCCAUCACCCCGCCCCAUUCUCCCUCUUUCCAUCACCCCGCCCCAUUCUCCCGCUUUCCAUCACCCCGCCCCAUUCUCCCUCUUUCCAUCACCCCGCCCCAUUCUCCCUCUUUCCAUCACCCCGCCCCAUUCUCCCGCUUUCCAUCACCCCGCCCCAUUCUCCUUCUUUCCAUCACCCCGCCCCAUUCUCCCGCUUUCCAUCACCCCGCCCCAUUCUCCCGCUUUCCAUCACCCCGCCCCAUUCUCCCGCUUUCCAUCACCCCGCCCCAUUCUCCCGCUUUCCAUCACCCCGCCCCAUUCUCCCUCUUUCCAUCACCCCGCCCCAUUCUCCCUCUUUCCAUCACCCCGCCCCAUUGUCCCUCUUUCCAUCACCCCGCCCCAUUCUCCCGCUUUCCAUCACCCCGCCCCAUUCUCCCUCUUUCCAUCACCCCGCCCCAUUCUCCCGCUUUCCAUCACCCCGCCCCAUUCUCCCUCUUUCCAUCACCCCGCCCAAUUACAUUCUGACAAGACGGACCAUCAUCCUUUGCGUACUAGACAUGCCAUCGCCAUGGCGGACGAGGCAGAGCGCACCAAGCCGAAGCCGUUCAAGGCGGAGUAUGCCAGCCAGGGGGUCUUAUAA